Parathielavia appendiculata is the source of this 1566-nucleotide messenger RNA. RefSeq lists its product as uncharacterized. The coding region runs from base 189 to 1544 and encodes 451 amino acids. The transcript has 2 exons. The record is from RefSeq and is a predicted model, not a curated record. NCBI's taxonomy places the organism in Eukaryota, Fungi, Ascomycota, Sordariomycetes, Sordariales, Chaetomiaceae. Gene Ontology annotation, biological process: siderophore biosynthetic process.
GAACCACUGUCGUGGUCCUCGUUUGGCCAAUGCCGAAAUAAUGAAGACGGGAAUUUUGGGUAAGGCUAGCUGUGGUGCAUGUGAGACGCAGAGACCUAGGAGUUCUCGAGCUGUCUGAUGUCUUGUAGCUCAAUCUGUGCUUCCUGUUGGUUCUCAUUCUCCAGAUCCUGGAUAACAGCACAUCAAAUAUGGCAUUCUCAUCCAGACCACCACGGCAGCUUGUCAAGUAUGCCGCCUCUUCAGAACCGAUCCUGAAGCUCCCACAUCCGUACCAGACAGCCUACCUCGUCAAGUUUGUCGUAGGCAGCAGUUCCUAUCAACUCGUUCCUCACAAUCCCCAACCUGGCACCGAGUCUCCCGUCACACCCCUUCACAAUGCUGCCGUCUCCUUCUCCGAACCCCAGGACCUCAAGUCGAGCGACCGACCAACUGACUCCAACAACACCCCCUGGGCGAGGGCGAGACGGAACCCAGCCGUGACGGUAACCUGGACGAGCGCUGAGCCCCCAACAGUUGCCCAGCUUUGGCUCAUCACCUACGCCAUCUUUACCGUCCGGCCAAGCGAAGAAGCCUUCCGCCUCGACGCCCAGGGGCCCGGCGCCGACCGGCUGGCCCGCCAACUCCAAACCGUCGGGCUUGCCAUCACCCACCCCACGCCGGCCUCCAAACCCGAGGUUAUUGCCCAGUCCUCCAGCAACAACCCCAACAACGAACUCCUCGUCUCACGCAGUGCCUUCUGGCAAGGUGCCGGCUCCCCCUUUGGCUCGCGCCCAGUCUGGGCCCCGGAGGCCCAAGACCCGGACCUCUCGUGCUACCCGAUCCCUCCGCCCGAGUACAUCAUCACCACGGCCUCAGACCCAUCGACCACCGGCUCGGCCUUCUACUGGCACCCGCGGCGCCGCUCCAAGCCUCAGCCGGGGUCGGUCGUGUACAGCCGGUGGAUCCCGCACCUGCGCGAGACGUUCAGCAUGGUGGCGCUCGACUGGUCCCGCGCCGAGCACGUCGACCUGUUCCAUGCGUGGCAAAAUGACCCGCGCGUGUCGCAGGGCUGGGACCUGAGGGGCACGCGCGAGCAGCACGUCGAGUACCUGCGCCGGGCGCACGAGGACCCCCAUCGGUUGGCGGUGCUGGCGCGGUUUGACGAGACGUUUUUUGCUUAUUUUGAGGUGUACUGGGCAAAGGAAGACAGCGUCGGCGCGUACUAUCCCGCCGGCGACUACGACCGCGGCCGGCACAGCUUGGUGGGCGACGUGCGGUACCGGGGACCGCACCGCGUCAGCGCGUGGUGGUCCAGCCUGAUGCACUACCUGUUCCUGGACGAGCCGCGCACGGCGCGGCUCGUCGGCGAGCCCAAGUUCACCAACAGCUCGGUCCUCAUGUACGACCUCAUCCACGGCUUCGGGCUCGACAAGUUCAUCGACCUGCCCCACAAGCGGUCCGCCCUCAUGAGCUGCUCUCGCGAACGCUUCUUUCAGCUGUGUCCGCUCGACGACAACGAAAAGGUCAUGGGCGGGACGGGGGUGAGGCUGGUCCCGAAACUGUAAGGGGCGGUUUUGCAGUGUAACC